This is a messenger RNA of Rubroshorea leprosula, 2989 nucleotides long. The record is from the annotation of a GenBank genome assembly. Lineage: Eukaryota; Viridiplantae; Streptophyta; Magnoliopsida; Malvales; Dipterocarpaceae.
AUUUUAUGGGUAGGAAUUCUCUCUUCUAGGUAAUUGCCUAGUUAGAGAAACCUGUUUCUAGUGAGAGAAACUUGCAAAACCUAGUUUCAAUGUCACUUUUCAUGGCACUUUCUUCUCUUCCUUCUCCAUCUAUUCCGUCCUGUCCAUCAUCUUUAGUUUCUUCUUCCUCUGUGGAGAUUGCUUCUUUGUCUCAUGAUAAGAUUCAGGCUGAGAUUCUUCCUAUUACGGGUGCUGCUUCCUUGGCCCAAGUAAAUAGCUCUUAUCCGGCCAUUCCAGUCCAUGUAGUGUCCCCUGGUUCUCCGCCACCAAUGCUAGUCUCAGAGAGUCAACCCACUUCAUGGGUUGCUGUCACCCAGGGUUCUUCGAAACCCCUCACCUUUCACCCCCCUGUUCUUGAAGAUGGAAAAUUGAAGAUUCCAGACCCUACAACCAAAAAUUGGAUCUUGAAUUCAGGACUGUGGCAUGUUGCUUUCAAGACGCUAGUGAUGCGUAGGUGGGAGCUGAAUUAUGAGGUAAUUAAACAAGAUCCAAAAAGAGUCCCAAUUUGGGUGAAGCUUUGGAAGGUCCCUAUGGAGUUUCUCUCGAUGGAAGGGCUAAGCUACAUUGCCAAUGCAAUUGGGGUUCCCCUAGCUCUAGAUAAGGCCACAGAGGAAAGGGCUCGAGUUGAUUUUGCAAAAGUCUAUGUUGAAAUAGAUGUUUAUUUUGCUCAAGAUUUACCAGAAUUCAUCCUUGUUGAUGUUGAAGACUUUCCUUCUGUGGAACAUAAGCCACAGGCUCAAAAGAAGGAAUGGGUGGAGGUUACUGGUAAGGGCAAAACGCAAAAUUCACAGCCCAUGCAAGAUGGUGAAUUAGCAAAGAAAGUAGAUGAUAAGGGCACUUUAGUUCGGCCAGUUAAGGAGUUACAUGCAAAAUCUCCAAUUGUCUGGUCAAAUACAGUUAUGAAAGAGCCCAUGGUUGAUAUACAAGCUGUAGCAACUGUUCAUUAUGAGCAGCCUAUUGCUGAGCUAAAGUCUUGCAAAGAUGGACACAAUACGCUAAAGUCUUGCAAAGAUGGACACAAUACAUUUGAGGUCUUGGCUAAUAUUGAUGAUGAGCAAGUCUUUCCUCCACUCCAAGUGUCCUCGAAGUCCCCUAAGUCCUUAAAGAAGCAAAGGCAAGCGUCUUUAAGGGUAGUAACUGUUACAAAUACCUUGCUUCCUCGGCAAAGAAAUACAAAGAAAGUUGCAAAUUCCUCUAGUGAGUUGCCUAAGUUUGAUACAAUAGCUGAGUUUAUCCUUCCAGGGUGGUGUAAGUUUGGAAAUUAUAACUAUGCCUCUCUAGGACUUACUGAUCUUCUUGCAUUUGGUCCUCUGUUGACAUGGACAAACAAGAGGGAAGUGGGCCUUAUUGCUAGAAAAUUGGACAGAUUAAUGGUCAACAGCAAAUGGUUAGAGAUUUUUCCUAAUACCAGAGCUGAAUUCCUACCUUUGAAUAUUUCAGAUCACUAUGCAGGAUCUAUAACUAUUAUGGAGUCACCUAGCAAUCAUUUAAGGAGAUCGUUCAAAUUCUUUAAUUUUUGGACAAAAGAUGAACAAUUUCUAAGCAUUGUUCAGGAUAUUUGGUCUUCUGUUGAAGUUCAAGGGUGCUACAUGUUUCAACUUUGUAGAAAGCUAAAAGCACUUAAAGCUUCUCUCAGGCAGUUGAAUAAGAACUCAUAUGGUGACUUACAUGAAAGGGUUAUUAAGGAAACAGAUAAGCUGCAUGCUAUCCAAAUUGAUCUUUUGUCUAAGCCGCAAGAAGACUUGGUGAUAAUAGAACAAGAGCAAGCAAAAAGACUGGCGGAUUUAACAUUUGCUGAGGAAGCAUUUUUGAAGCAAAAGUCAAGGGUUCAUUGGCUCAAAGAGGGUGACCAAAAUACAACAUAUUUUCAUAAAAUCUUGAAAAUAAGAAGAUGCAAAAACUCAAUUAAGGAGCUACAUUCUGAUGAUGGUAAGGUGUUUACUCAACAUGUAGACAUUGCAAGAAAAGCUAUUGCCUUCUACCAAAAGCUCCUUGGAACUGAGGACCCUUCUUGUUUGGGUGGUGAGCUUGAACUAUUGAAAACACUAUUCAACUUCCAGCUUCCUAACACAAUGCAGCAAGACUUAAUACAACCUGUCACUACAGAAGAGUUUAAGCAGAUAUUUUUCAAUAGCCUAAACAAUAAAAGCCCUAGUCCAGAUGGUUAUACAGCUGAGUUUUACAAGAGUGCCUGGUCUAUUGUUGGGGAUCUUGUUACGAAAGCUAUUAAAAAGUUUUUCUCCACCAGAAAACUGCUUAAAGAGGUGAAUUCUACAAUAAUCUCCUUAAUACCGAAGGUGUCUUGCCCCUCUAAAAUGGCUGAAUUUAGGCUCAUUUCAUGCUGCAAUUUGUUAUGCAAAUGCAUUACUAAGAUAAUUGCUAAUAGACUGAAGAAGUGCUUGCCAUUAUUCAUUAGCAAUAAUCAAUGUGCUUUUGUUGAGGGGAGAUUGAUGGUCGAAAAUAUUCUACUUGCUCAAGAACUGGUUAAAGAUUAUAACAAGACUAAUAUGCAGCCCAUAUGUGCUCUCAAGAUUGAUUUAAUGAAGGCUUUUGACUCGGUUAGUUGGAAGUUUAUUCUUGCAGCUUUGGAAGCAUUAUCCUUUCCCCUUGUUUUUAUAAACUGGAUUAAAGUUUGCAUUACCUCCCCUAUGUUUUCUAUUGCUAUAAAUGGAGCCUUGGAGGGUUAUUUCCAGGGGAAAAAAGGAGUAAGGCAAGGGGACCCCUUAUCCCCUUAUUUGUUUGUCAUUUGUAUGGAGGUCUUGUCUAGGUUUCUUAACAAAGCUGCUCAAGAAGGAAGACUACCAUUUUCACCCAAAAUGCAGUAACGUAGGCCUCACCCAUCUGUGUUUUGCAGAUGAUCUCUUGAUUUUUACAGAUGGAUCACCCAAGGCUAUAAGUGUUGUUGACUCUAUUUUAAAGGAGUUUUAUUCAAUAACAGGGUUGAAAGUAA